AUGAAGACUUUAUUUAUCAACUGUUCCUCAUUUUUCUUUGUAACUCUUCUCAUCCUCCUUGGAGUUGAUAAGGGAUUUGUUCAUGGCGACGAAUCAUCGAGCAGUGGCUUUGUCCAAACCAAGGGAACCCGAUUCAUGUUGAACGGGCGACCCUUAUACCUAAACGGUUUUAACGCUUAUUGGAUGAUGUACCAAGCAUCAGAUCCUUCAACCAGAGACAUGGUAUCAACCACAUUACAACAAGCCAAAUCAAAGUACGGUAUGAAUGUGGUCAGAACCUGGGCCUUCAGUGAUGGAGGUUAUAGAGCCUUGCAGAAAUCUCCUGGCUCCUAUGAUGAAGAAGUUUUCCGGGGGUUGGAUUUUGUGAUCUCGGAAGCCAAGAAGAAUGGGAUUUAUUUGAUACUCAGUUUGUGGGCUAGGGAUAAUGGCCAUUACUUGAACAAUGAAGAUGACUUCUUUACCGAUUCCGUGGUCAAAGGUUACUACAAAAACCAUAUCAAGACUGUUCUCAAUAGGGUCAACUCCUUUACGGGAAUUGCCUAUAAGGAUGAACCCACAAUUUUUGCAUGGGAGCUCAUGAAUGAACCUCGUUGCCAAUCCGACCUUUCUGGAAAAUCCCUUCAGGGUUGGGUAUCUGAAAUGGGAGCUUACAUUAAGUCCAUUGAUAGCAAUCAUCUCUUGGAAGUUGGUCUAGAAGGAUUUUAUGGCGAAUCGAUGCCCGAAAAACGAGUUUCCAAUCCUGGUUAUGAAGUUGGAACUGAUUUCAUAGCCAAUAACAAUAUUCCACAAGUUGAUUUUACCACCAUUCACCUCUAUCCCGAUCAAUGGACUAACUCAGAUGAGGCAACUCAAGCUCAAUUUGUGGAAAGAUGGAUCAAAGCUCAUAUAGAAGAUUCUGCAUCUGUGUUAGGAAAACCUCUUAUGCUGACUGAAUUCGGAAAAUCUUCAAGGUCAUCAGGAUAUCAAGUUUCAGUGAGAGAUGCCUAUUUCUCGAAUAUCUAUGACACUCUUUAUUCUUGCGCGAAAUCACCAUCAGGCGUAUGCGGAGGAUCUUCCUUCUGGCAGGUGAUGGCUCCAGGAAUGGAAAAUUGGGGCGAUGGUUAUGAAGUUUUCAUGGAUCAAAGCCCUUCCACUAUGGCAGUUGUCGCUAAGCAAUCCAGCAGACUCGCAUCCCUUAGUUAA
Molecule: messenger RNA, 1182 nt
Organism: Oldenlandia corymbosa var. corymbosa
Lineage: Eukaryota; Viridiplantae; Streptophyta; Magnoliopsida; Gentianales; Rubiaceae
Source: the annotation of a GenBank genome assembly